AUGACGAUGUUUGACUCGGAGGUGGCGGCAGUGGCUGAGAGGCUGGCGGGGCGCGAGGGGCGGGGCAUCCUGGCCGCGGACGAGAGCACGGGGACGAUUGGGAAGCGGUUCGUCGCCGUGGGCGUCGAGAACACGGAGGACAACCGGAGGAAGUACAGGGAGCUCUUCUGCACCGCGGACGUCGGGGACUUCUUCUCCGGGGUCAUCCUUUUCAAGGAGACUCUGUAUCAGUCGGCCUCCGACGGAGUGCCGCUCGUGCAACACCUUGCGCGGAGAGGGAUCGCUGCCGGCAUCAAGGUCGACGAGGGCCUCGAGCCCGUCGAGGGCGGCCGCGAGGGCGAAACGCACACGAAGGGCCUGGCCGGACUGUACGAACGCUGCGUCGAGUACAAGAAAGCCGGUGCCAGCUUUGCAAAGUGGCGCGCAGCGCUCAAGGUGUCCCCGACGGACCUCCCGAGCGAGGUCGCGGUCGAGACGAACGCGGCCGAGCUUGCCGAGUACGCUGCGAUCUGCCAGCGCGCCGGCCUGUGCCCCAUCGUCGAGCCGGAAAUCCUCCUUGACGGCGACCACUCCAUCGACCGCUUCGAGGAGGUCACGACGCGCGUCGUGCAGGCCGUCACGCGCGCCCUGUGGCGCCACAACGUCGCGCUCGAGGGCAGCCUCCUCAAGCCGCAGAUGGUGACGCCAGGCGCGGACUGGCCUGGGGCGAAGCCGGCGCCCGAGGAGGUUGCAGAGCGCACGCUGCGGGCGCUGCGGCGGUCGCUGCCGGCCGCGGUGCCGGGCGUGAUGUUCCUGUCGGGCGGGCAGACGGAGGAGGAGGCGACGGCGAAUUUGAACGCGAUCAACGUUGCGCGGCGCGCGGAGGGGUCGCGGGCGCCGUGGGGGUGCUCGUUCAGCUUCGGGCGGGCGCUGCAGGCGUCGGUGCUGAAGAUCUGGUCGGCGGACAUGGCGGCGACGGACGAGGCGCAGCGGAUGGCGGCGGCGCUCGCGCGGGCCAACGCGGCGGCGGUGCGGGGGGAGUGGGACGGAACACACCCCUCCCUGCUCGGCGGGAAGGCGCUGACGGAGACCUUCCGCGGACACACGUCGCACAAGCCGUGA
Molecule: messenger RNA, 1101 nt
Organism: Pedinophyceae sp. YPF-701
Lineage: Eukaryota; Viridiplantae; Chlorophyta; Pedinophyceae
Source: the annotation of a GenBank genome assembly